Scophthalmus maximus (turbot) is the source of this 1106-nucleotide messenger RNA. Its product is annotated as lipid droplet assembly factor 1. Lineage: Eukaryota; Metazoa; Chordata; Actinopteri; Pleuronectiformes; Scophthalmidae. The transcript has 5 exons. The record is from RefSeq and is a predicted model, not a curated record. Bases 172 to 609 code for a protein of 145 amino acids.
AGGAGGAGUACGAGAAGGGAGGGAGGAGGUGUGUGUGUUUUAAAAGGGUGUGUUGUAGUUGCUGUUGCUGGAGUGUUUGAGGAAACACACAGGGACAGUGUUACAAGUUGUGAGCAGACAUCUGUCAGGAUUCAAACCAGGUCUACAUCACUGUUCAGGUACGGUGUGGAGAUGCAGCACGACAGCGGUGAGACUGAACCUCAGCACUCUCAGGGAAGAUGGACCAAGCUGUUGUCCCGCCUUUAUUUCAACUCAGAGGUGGCUCAGGUGACGAAGACAAGGGUCGUGCAGCACCUCAGCACCCAUCCCUUCUCGGCUCUCACGGUGAUGCUGUUCGGCGCCAUGGCUGCACUGCCUGUUGGACUUUUCAUCAGUUUUGCUCUUGUCACCGCUUUAAUGUUGGCUAUAGGUUUCGUUUUCUUUGAGGUGUUCCUGUUGUUUGCUGGAGGGUUGACCCUGCUGUGUGUCCUCUCCGGCCUUGCCCUCUUCUCUGUCGUAGUUUCCCUCAUCUUAAGUGCUUUUCGUGUAACCAUCUUCAACAUCCUCAAGUAUUACCCCAAGCAGGUUGAAGUCCGGGAGAAGGAGAGUGAUUCCAAACUUCAAGACUGAACGAAAUGCAGGAGCUCUCCACGUCUUCUCUUAACUUUUCAUCAUGGACUAUUUGGGAGCCUUAAAUCAGCACUACUGAGGACACAGAUCCUUGAAUGUGUGGUGAUAUGAGUCUGGAAUCUGCUGUUUUCUCCCUGAUGGUGUAAAGUCAAUAUAUUGUUACUGAAUAUUGUUAUAAAUUUCCUUAAACAUAAACACGUGUCAUGAUCCUUCUAUAUAUACUACAAUUAUUAUAUGAUAUCUAUAACAGCCAGAUGCAUGAAAGCCUGAUCUUGAUGAAGUGCCUUAUUAGCCAAAUACAGACAACCGUAUGAUUAGCCUCAUCUGGACAUAUUCCAAAUGCAGAAUUCUUGAGAUAGCAGCUCUUUUCAAGUAUUAAGGAAAAAGGCCAAUUAAAAUGCACCAUAAAAAGUGUCACAUGCCCAUGUUUGUUGUUGUGUGUUGAAUGUUUUGCUUUUGUAACAAUUCAGCUUUGAAUAAAGUCUCAUCAGAAUGAA